Messenger RNA from Ichthyophthirius multifiliis, 1146 nucleotides. Its product is annotated as myosin heavy chain kinase, putative. Gene Ontology annotation, molecular function: protein binding. Lineage: Eukaryota; Ciliophora; Oligohymenophorea; Hymenostomatida. The transcript has 6 exons. The record is from RefSeq and is a predicted model, not a curated record.
AUGAAAAAAGUCUUUAAAUCAAAGGCUUAUAAAGAUAAGCUAAAAGGACAUUAAGAUGGAGUAAUAAAAAUGUAUGCUCCAUACGGUCCUGAAUCAGGCUUACUUUUAUCUGUUUCAAAAGAUGGCUGCAUUCGAGCUUGGGAUUUAAUAGAAAGAAAAAUAACAACAAAAUUACAUGUAAAUAGGGAAGGAAAUGAUCCAUCUGUAAUAAGUUAGAAUUAAAAUGAAAAUGAAGGUUAAUAAUCAAAUGAUGAGUCAAAUGAUUAAGCAAUAAAGGAAGAUUAAUAGAAGAAAAUUAAAGAAAAUAAAAAUAUCGAUUAAUUCAGUGCUGCAUGCUUUAGUGAAAAUUCUAUAUAUGGAGGCUUCGAAGACGGUCUUAUUUGCUCUUGGAAUAUAAAAUCAGGAGAACUUACAUCUUUAUAUAAAGGUCAUUCUAAAUAAAUUACUUAAUUAGAAUUUUUGAAUUCCAGAUUGUUAGUUAGUUCAUCUUUAGAUGAAUCAAUCAGAGUAUGGGAUACAAUGAGUGGAUAAAAUGAAACAAUAUUUGUAUUAGGAGGUGCUGUAAGUUAAUUAAAGAUAUAGUCAAAAUAUAUAGAAGCAAUUAUAAAUAAAGAUACAUUUAUUCAAAUAAAUUCAGAUAAUUAAUAAAUAUAAUAUAAUAUAAAAUUCACAUCUACAAUAAUUACAUGCUUUGUAACUUAUAAAACGUAAUUGAUUAUAUCUAAUAUAAAUAAUAUUAUUGAAAUAUAUGAUUUGUAAUAAUCUGAAUCAAAUAAUCUUUAACCUUUAUUUAUUGUAGAAAAUAACAUUGAUUGGAUUUAAUGCAUGAAAGUUUUUAAUAAUCUAUUAUAUACUGCUGGAGAUGAUAAUAAAAUAAAAGUUUGGGAUUUGGAAAAAAAAUUCGCUUUAGUUGAGGAUUUUGUUGGGCAUGAAGAUUGUGUUGUCUGCUUAGAGUUUGCUGAUAAUAUGCUUUAUAGUGGAUCAUUUGAUCACUCAAUUAGAUCUUGGAAUUUGAAAGAAAUGGAAAAUAGGAUUAGGGAACGGUCAAUUAUUUUUAAAGAAGACAUUUGGAGUAGAAAGUAUGAAGCUUGGUAUAAAAUUAUGUAUAAAAAAAAAAAAAAAGGUAAAAAGGGUAAAAAGAAAUGA